AUCUUCUUUUCAUUAUCAAGUACUUUCCAUUGAAUACCAAUUACUGACUAUGGCGUUUGAAGGGAUUGUUGCUAAUGGUGUAACAGAAAUUUUGAAGAAAUUGGUUCCGGUUAUUGCUCGAGAAAUUAGUCUGGCGUGGGGUGUCGAAGAUGAUCUGAAAAAGCUUCAAGACACUUUAGAGAUGAUUCUACUUGUAAUAGCUGAUGCUGAGAGGAAACAGAUCAAUGAUGCAGCUGUACGCCUUUGGUUAAGGAGGCUUAAAGAUGUUGCCUAUGAUGCAGUCGAUGUGAUGGAUGAGUUUUCCUAUGAAACCAUGCGGAGGUGUGAAAGGGGGAACCGCUUGAGGAUCAAGGCUCGUGAUUUCGUUUCAUCCACCAACACACUAGCAUUUCAUUUCAAGAUGGCUAGGAAAAUCAAACAUAUAAAUCAGAGAUUAGCUGAAAUCACCGAAGAUAUGAGUAGGUUUCAGUUGCAAACUACACCUGCUAGCAAUACUGUUACUCUUCCUGGUGAAAACAGUGAGCACCGGAGCCGAGAAACCGCGCCCUGUAUUAAUAAAUCAAACAUUAUAGGGAGGGAGGAUGAAAAGGAGAAAGUAGUAAACAUGUUAACCAAAGUCAUACCAUCAUCAACAACACCAUCUGGUUCUGAUAGAAAUACGGAAAAGGUCUCUGUGGUUUCCAUAGUUGGUAUGGGAGGUCUAGGCAAGACAACUCUAGCUCAGCUCGUCUACAAUGAUGAGAUGGUAAAUAAACUUUUUGAGUUAAAAUUGUGGGUCCAUGUAUCCGAAGAAUUUGAUGUGGAAAAGCUCUUAACAACAAUUAUGGAGUCCUCCACUAAGAACAAGUUUGAUUCUCCGUCAAACUUUGCUGUACUGGUAAGUAAAGUUCAGGAACAACUAAAUGGGAAGAGAUAUUUGCUAGUUCUUGACGAUUUAUGGAACCAGAACGCUGAGCAAUGGGAUAGACUCUACAGCCCGUUGCUUGUUGGGGCUCAAGGGAGUAAAAUAUUAAUCACUACUCGCAAAACUCAAGUUGCAGAUAUGGUUAAGGGGAGUAUUCCUCCUUACAAAUUGGGGAAGUUACAGGAUGAUGAAUGUUGGUCUAUCAUGGAGAAGAGAGCAUUUUCUCCAGGUGGAGCAGUAAAGACUCCAACCAUGACAAGCAUUGGAAAAGGAAUAGAAAAAAAAUGUAGUGGCGUACCGCUUGCAGCAAAAAUCUUGGGGGGUCUCAUGCGCUUAAAAAAUAAAGAAGGCGAUUGGUUGUCAAUUCAAGAACUUGACGUUUUGAAUACAAGAGAAGGUCAAAGCGAAAUCAUACAAAUACUAAAGUUGAGCUAUGACAACUUGUCGCCUGAUUUGAAACAAUGUUUCUCCUACUGCUCUAUAUUUCCCAAAGGUUGGGAGAUAAAUAGAGUAACACUGAUUCAGCUGUGGAUAGCAGAAGGAUUUCUCGACACUUGUAAUGUGGGAAAGAGAAGAUCAAUUGAAGACAUCGCGGAUGAAUACUUUGAGAGUUUGGUAUCGAGCUCAUUUCUGGAUCGCGAGGAUUGGAGCUUCUUGGGUGACAUAAAGACGUGCAAGAUGCAUGAUCUCGUCCAUGAUCUUGCAAAAUCUGUUGCCGGGGAUCAGGAAUUGGCGUCUCUCAAGGUGAGUGAGUUGAAUAAUACUUCUGAAAUACGUCGGUUACAGUUAAUAUUGGAUGUGGAUUUAUCAUCAACAGAAUUUCUGAAAAGCUUCAGUAACGCGAAGAAGUUGCGGACACUUUUUAUCCCUGAAGGUUCAAACCUGGUAGAUCCUUCUAUUUUCUCAGAAAAUAAGCACUUACGCAUCUUACAUGUGGGUCGUUCACCAAAUCAUUCUUUUCCAAAGUUUCCUUCUUUUAGUUUCAAGCUGAGACAUUUAAGGUAUCUUCACCUUACCUCCAUUGAUCUUAGAGAAGUAGAGAAUGAUGAGUCCAUCAAUAAACUUUAUAGUUUGGAGACAUUGGUAUUGAAUCACAUAGCUGGUCGGGUUCAAAUUCUUCUUACCAACAUUCAAUCACUAAAAAAGCUCAGAUACCUUGAAGUCUCAUGGACGGAUAUGGUAGAACUACCUGAUUCUGUUACAAGUCUUUCUAAUUUGCAGACAUUGGAUCUCAACCAUUGCGAACUAAAAGUCAUUCCCGACUCUAUUUCUGGUCUGAAAUCUCUUAGAUUUUUAAAUCUGUCAGUCAACCCUUUUGAAGAAUUACCUGUUUCUGUCACCACCCUCUCCAAUCUGGAAACAUUAGAUGUCAAUACCUGUAAAAAUUUAAAAGCCUUACCAGAGUAUGUGGCAGGUCUUUCUAAACUGAGAAUAUUUGAUUUCAAAAAGUGCCCAUUGCUUAGAGAAUUACCCAAUGAUUUUGGAGCUUUGACUCAGUUAAGAUCUCUUGACCUAGAUGGUACUGAGAUCGAAGUGCUACCAGAGUCUUGUGUUAACCUCAACAACCUUGAGAUGGUGGACCUUCACUGGUGUGAGGUUCCCAAAGAUGUAAAGAAUUGGCCAAAAUUGAAAAGAUUUUAUUAUCGACGGCGAAAUCCGAUACUUGGUUUACGGCAACUAAUUCUCCUUGAAAAGUUGUUUUACAUGGUACCAGAACAACUAAACACAGAAGCCGAAGGUAACGAAGGUCUUGAAGAGUUAGGGAACCUAAACUUUCUUGAGAUGCUGGCUAUCAUGAAUCUUCAUAAUGUGAAAGACCCCGUAGAUGCUGAGAGGGCAAAUCUGAAAGGAAAACAUAAUCUUCGUUUAUUGCAUCUGUAUUGGGACGAGAAUUCGUGUAAUUUGCAAGUAUUAGAAGAAGAAGAAGUGGAUAUGAUGAUGUGGGACGAGAAUUCGUGUAAUUUUCAAGUAUUUGAAGCUCUCCAACCUCCCAAGAGUUUGACAAAAUUGGGUAUUUAUAACUUCAUGGGGUCGGACCUUCCCAUGUGGAUGUGUGUAUCUGGUAUUCCAGAUUUGGUAGAGUUGAAACUCGUAAACUGCGUUGGAAUAAAACAACUACCAGCAUCUAUUGGGCAGCUACCACGUCUUCGAACUCUUGUUCUUAAAGAAAUGUCUUGGAAGAGUUUAGAUAUUGGCGGAUUUCCUUCGUUACUGACUCUCGAACUUGCUGAUAUGUUCCUUCUAGAAGAACUGAGUAAUUCAUAUCCUUCUUGUCUUCAGUCUCUGACUAUCAACGGCUGCGGAAGUUUAACAGAAAUCCCUUCAUUUCCUUCUCUAACGUUAUUGAAAUUAGUGAAGGUCGACAGCAAGUUAGUAUGCUCAGUUGGGAGAAGCCAGACAUCUCUCGCAAAGCUAUUUUUGGAGAAUAUUGAGGAGCUUAUAUACUUCCCAAUAAGAAUACUCCAAAACAAUUGCAAUAUUCAAUCGCUGUACAUUGAAGGUUGUAAUCAGUUGGAAGGCUUUGGUGUAAUUGAAGAUGAGAAGGAGAACAUGGUUCCUCUGUAUGGCGCUGGACUCUACACUGGCUCUCUUAAGGAAUUGUAUCUCUUUGAUUGCCCAGAUUUUAAGUUUCUUCCAGAUUUACGAGGAUGGACUUCUCUUCGGAAAUUAGGCAUUUUCAAUUGCUCACAAGUGAAGGAGUAUUUAAAGUAUGAUCUCAGAGACCUUUCUUUUCUUAAAGAACUGUGGGUUGAUUUUAUUCAGAGAGACGAGAAGCGAGGAGAUCCAUCUUCCCCAGAAAACAUGAUUAAUCUACUGACCAAGUAGCAGGUACGUGCGAUUGGAACCGUAUUUGAGAUCCAUUUCCUCUCUUAGAGAAGUGUAUCCUGAGCUUAUUCAAGGAGACGAGCAGCAUGGAGAAGAUCUAUCUGUUAAAGAAGACUAGUAGCAGGACCUGGAUUUAUUGUAGCAUUGAAAUUUGAAUGAAUAGAAAUGAAGCAGCAGAGAUGAUGAUAAAGCAGAGCCCACUAUUUUGUCAGAAUCCGACUUAGCUCAUAUGCAGGACUUACCGCAAUGGUGAUUACUUGAAACAUGGCCAUUUUUCGUUGU
Papaver somniferum (opium poppy) is the source of this 4012-nucleotide messenger RNA. Its product is annotated as putative disease resistance protein RGA4. The coding region runs from base 50 to 3730 and encodes 1226 amino acids. The record is from RefSeq and is a predicted model, not a curated record. NCBI's taxonomy places the organism in Eukaryota, Viridiplantae, Streptophyta, Magnoliopsida, Ranunculales, Papaveraceae. The transcript is spliced from 3 exons. Gene Ontology annotation, biological process: defense response to other organism. Gene Ontology annotation, molecular function: protein binding; ADP binding.